This is a messenger RNA of Sebastes umbrosus (honeycomb rockfish), 2557 nucleotides long. It is a transcript of the gene chrna9a, whose product is annotated as cholinergic receptor, nicotinic, alpha 9a. Lineage: Eukaryota; Metazoa; Chordata; Actinopteri; Perciformes; Sebastidae. Gene Ontology annotation, molecular function: acetylcholine-gated monoatomic cation-selective channel activity; transmembrane signaling receptor activity. Gene Ontology annotation, cellular component: neuron projection; postsynaptic membrane; synapse. The record is from RefSeq and is a predicted model, not a curated record. Gene Ontology annotation, biological process: nervous system process; monoatomic ion transmembrane transport; regulation of membrane potential. The coding region runs from base 87 to 1733 and encodes 548 amino acids. The transcript is spliced from 7 exons.
UAGAGUGACGCUCUGGAUUUGGACCCAGGCUGUCUCAACGACUGUUUUGCUGAAUAAUUGAUCCCUCAGUUUGUGACUGGUUGAAAAUGAGGAAGGCAGCGCUGAUGGUUUGGAUCAGCCUUUUGGUGCAAGUGUCCCACGGUGCUCGGGGUCACUAUGCCCGCAAACUUCUGGCUGACCUGAUGGAGGACUACUCCAAUGCUCUGAGGCCAGUGGACGACACAGACGCAGCCCUCAACGUCUCCCUGCAGAUCACCCUGUCACAGAUCAAAGAUAUGGAUGAGAGGAACCAGGUGCUAACCACGUACCUGUGGAUCAGGCUGGCCUGGCAUGACGCCUACCUGAAGUGGGACAAGGAGGACUAUGACGACCUUGAGAUGAUCAACAUCCCCAGUGACCUGGUCUGGAAGCCUGACAUCGUCCUCUACAACAAAGCGGAUGAGGAGCCUUCAGAUGCAUCCAGCACUAAUGUGAAGCUGCGUUAUAACGGAGAGAUCACCUGGGACUCUCCAGCGAUCACAAAGAGCUCAUGUGUGGUGGACGUGUCCUACUUCCCCUUCGACUGGCAGCAGUGCAAACUCACCUUCGGCUCCUGGACCUAUAAUGGCAACCAGGUGGACGUCAGUUUGGGAAUGGACAGCGGUGACCUGUCUGACUUUGUGGAGAACGUGGAGUGGGAGUGUCACGGCAUGCCGGCAGUUAAAAACGUCAUGAUGUACGGCUGCUGCUCCGACCCUUACACCGAAAUCACCUACACCCUGCUCCUGAAGCGUCGCUCCUCUUUCUACAUCUUCAACCUGCUCCUGCCGUGCUUCCUCAUCUCGUUCCUGGCCCCGCUGGGCUUCUACCUGCCGGCCGACUCGGGGGAGAAGGUUUCCCUCGGGGUCACGGUGCUGCUGGCGCUCACUGUGUUCCAGUUGUUGGUGGCUGAGAGCAUGCCUCCUGCAGAGAGCAUGCCCUACAUAGGGAAGUACUACAUAGCCACCAUGACUAUGAUCACAGCCUCCACCUCUCUCACCAUCUUUAUCAUGAAUAUUCAUUUCUGUGGUGCUGAGGCCAAGCCGGUCCCUCACUGGGCCAAGGUGCUCAUCAUAGACUACAUGUCCAAAAUCUUCUUCGUCUACGAGGUGGGGGAGAACUGCACUACGCCGGAGAGUGAGAGGACCCCGCUGUACCCCGAGGAACCCAUGAACGAUAGUGGCGGCUACCACGAUGACCAUUUCCACGACUACCAUCCUGACGGCGACCCGUACAAGUACGGCAAUGGCGUGCAUAAUCACAACAAGCCUCACAAAAGCCACGCGAACGGCAACGCCAACAAUAGCCGCCACAAUUACAACCACAACAACCACGCGUCCAGACUUGAGAGGGGCGAUGGGAAGCAAGAGCCCACACAGCGCUACCACCACAUCAGGAGGGAUGAACUGGACUACCAGGCCCCUAAUCAUCCACAAAACCUCCAGCACCUCAACGGAGGGCUGAAGGAGCAGCUCCUCUAUCCCACGGAGAAAUUUCAAGUCCCAGCCUGCCCCUGCUGCUGCCCCAGCCUCCAACAUAAAGAGGUGGUAAAGAACAUCCAGUACAUCGCCAACUGCUUCCGUGAGCAGAGAGCGACGUGUCUCAAGGCAGCAGAGUGGAAGAAGGUUGCCAAGGUGAUGGAUAGGUUUUUCAUGUGGAUCUUCUUCAUCAUGGUGUUCCUCAUGAGCGUCCUCAUCAUCGCCAAGGCAUCCUGACAGCAACAUCAUCUUUUUACCAUCAUGAUAACAUUAAUCCUCCAUCACUGCUGGACCUCAGCGUUACUCAGUCACCUCAUUUUUACUUUAAUGCAACACCAGAUGAAUCACAACUGUUUUAUAUGUGUAUCAGUAUUGUGUUGUGUGUGUUUGUGUGUGUGUGUGUGUGUGUAUGUGUGUGUGCGGUUGUGGUUCAUUGUUGUUGUUUACUUUGACAUUCAGAGCAAAAGGUCGCUGCACACAAAUCAUUCGUUUAACCACACAAGCACGUAUCUUCCAUCAAAGCCUCUCGGUUAGUUAACGCCAGGUGUGCUUGCAUGUGUGACGGAGCAGUGGAGCGGUAAGACAAUCUAGGCCUCGCCUUGUACAUGCAUGGACUCUCCAUUAUGGAUGAGCUAACAGCCAGACAUCCAGCUAUAGGCAUUACAUUACUUACAUUACGUUUUAGGCGACCAGAUGAUGCUGUUUUCCAGAGUCAGUUACAAUGAGAGCACCUUAUGAAACAACCUUAUAUAUGAUCAAAAAGAGGGCGAAUCCCAUGUCCUUCCUUGUACUGAUCAUCACGGAAAAGCGUGCAAGUUAAAGAAAAUAGUCUUUAGUGUUUUUCUAGUCUAGAUGUUAAGAAAAUGGUUUACAAAAGUUGUGAAUACUUGAAUGUGAGACUUGGAGAGAAAGAGUGAAUGUUUACCUUUCUUACUCACUUUUGAAUGUAAUAUUAAGACCUUAAAGCCUACCUCCAAAGAAUGAACGGUGGAUGUACUGUACUUUUUGACUAACUUACGCUUUGCUUAUUAGUCAGGUAAAAAAAUAAAAGUUUGAUAUUA